UCACCUGACGACUGAUUUACCGGAGAAAACGAGAAAACCGAGGAUGGCGAGUUUCAAAUAAUCCUCAUCACCACCUAGACUCGAAUUUCCCCAUAUUUAUGAGGAGAUGCUGAUGUCUGAGGAGAGUUAAGACUGUUUUUUAGUCAGGAGUUUGAUGUUCGGAGUCUCUGACAGGAUUCAGUGUUUGUGUUUCUGAUCGGCAGAGAUCAUGGAUUGGGGUUCAGCUCUUUGGGACCAGCAUGACGCCAUCGAGCGACACACUCAGAGUGAAUUGGAUCUGCUGGAGCGAUACAUGAAGUUUGUGAAGGAGAGAGCCGAGAUCGAGCAGAACUACAGCAAACAGCUCAGGAAUCUCUGUAAGAAAUACACCAGAAGAGGCAGCAAAGAGGAUCAGGACACAAAGUUGGUCAGUCAGCAGGGCUUUCAGGACGUGUUGGGUCAGCUGAAUGACUAUGCGGGUCAGCGUGAGCAGCUGUCGGAGAGUCUGACGCUCAGCAUCUGCGUGGAGCUCAGCCGCAGCCUGACGGAGCUCAGACAGGAGCGCAAGAACCAUCUCGCUGAAAUCAAGAAGGCUCAGCAGAAUCUGGAGAGCUCCUUCAAGCAGCUGGAGAGCAGUAAGAGGCGUUUCGAGAAGGAGUGGAAAGAAGCAGAAAAGGCCAAUCAGCAAACAGAGAAAGCGGAGCAGGACGCCAGCGCCACUAAAGCAGAUGUGGACAAGGCCAAGCAGCACGCAAACAUCCGCAUCCACAUUGCAGAUGAGUGUAAGAAUGAAUACGCUUCACAACUGCAGAAAUACAACAAGGAGCAAAACAACUACUACUACGCCGACAUCCCCUUUGUGUAUAAGAAGCUGCAGGAUCUGGAGGAGCGCUGCGUCCGCAUGCUGGCCGACGGCUACGUUCAGUUCUCAGACAGCGAGAAGAAGAUCCUGCCCAACAUCAACAAGUGUCUGGACAGCAUCAUCAGCAGCGGCCGGAGGAUCGACGAGAAGCAGGACAGUCUGGCCCUCAUCGAGCAGUAUAAGUCAGGUGCGGUUCCUCCUGCUGAUGUGGAGUUUGAGGAUUUCAGUCAGGUGGUCAAACCUGCAGCCGCUGAAAACUCUGCACACCUGCCCAAAGUGCGCAUCAAACAGCUCUUCCUCAAGAAGAACAAGGUGACGUCUCCUGAUAAACCCAUGCCGUUUUCGCAGGAGGAUCUCUCUCGUCUUCCUCCAGAUCAGCGGCGCCGACGACUGCAGGAGAAAGUGGAGGAGCUGCAGAAGGACCUGCAGAGAGAGACGGAGCAGAGCGAGGCUCUGAUGAAGAUGAAGGGUGUGUAUGAGCAGAACUCACAGCUAGGAGAUCCAUCAAGCCUCCAGCCGCAGAUCACACAAACUGCACACAACAUCGCCAGACUCAGAGGAGAACUGAAGAAACAACAGGUUCAGCUGACCGAAGCUGGUGGCGGGACGAUCCAGUAUUACCCCUCCAGCUCUGAGUAUAUCUCAGUGUUGAGCGAGUGCAGUGUGUCUCCCACAGAUGAGGAGCUGUACGAGUGUGAGUUUGAUGAGGACUUUGACUCAGACGUGCCCAUCGCUCAGUGCCGCGCGCUCUAUGAUUUCGACGGCAGCAGCGAGGGCUCGGUCAGCAUGAGUGUGGGUGAGCAGCUCAGUGUGAUGGAGCAGGAUCAGGGUGACGGGUGGGUGCGCGUGCAGAAAUCCUCAGGGGACGUGGGAUAUGUGCCGGCCUCCUACAUCCACGUCAUCUGACACGUGCGAGUGUGUGUGUGUGUGUGCGAGUGUGUGUGUGUGUGCGUGUGCGUGUGCGUGUGCGUGUGUGUGUGUGUGUGUGUGUGUGUGUGUGUGUGUGUGUGCGUGUGUGUGUGUUUUAGAUUCUUUAAUGUCAGUGUGUGUUCUGCCUCAAAAUGAUCUGUGUAUUUAAAGGGCCAGUUCACUCUAAAUUAAAGUCACCACCCUGUAAUGAAGCCAAACCUGUCUGAGAUUCUUCCCUCCUGAUAUUUUAAGAUGUUUUAAAGAGUGAACUGAAGGAUUAUUUAGUGUUGGACAGAGGAAAGAAGCUAAUAAAUGAUGUCAGGACUGUGAUGUUUGGGUGAACUGUCUCUUUAAGAUGCAGCAGCAUUGUGUUGUGUUGUGUAGUGUGUGUGUGUGUGUCCUGCAAUGACAUUUAUAUAUCAUGUGAGAUAUAAAUACAGCCCAAACCUUUACCCGUAACACUGUGUGCUGAAUUACUGCUGUAUUUAAGGUUAAAGUCAUUUGCCUGAUGAUCUGGACGGCCUCAUGCAGUGAUGUUCUGAUCAUUAUAGACUGGCUGCAGUUUUUAUCCACUGUCUCUUUAAAUUAUUUAGCUGUCUGAACUCAUUUGGAUUCUCUCAGGGUUGUUUAUUUUGAUGUUUAAAACUGAAUUCAGAUGAUAUUCUAGUCAUAUUACUCUUGUGUUGUUACAGAUAGAUCAAAUAAAGCAUUACUGAUUUUA
Molecule: messenger RNA, 2471 nt
Organism: Danio aesculapii
Lineage: Eukaryota; Metazoa; Chordata; Actinopteri; Cypriniformes; Danionidae
Gene: trip10b
Product: thyroid hormone receptor interactor 10b
Exons: 15
Coding region: 209-1747 (512 amino acids)
Biological process (GO): signal transduction
Molecular function (GO): protein binding
Source: RefSeq, a predicted model, not a curated record